AUGGACUUGUCAGCGUUGAGUGGCAUUAUUAUGGCCAGUGAGCAGCUUGAACAUACAUGAUGAUUAACUAUAACUUUUGACUAUUGAUUAGAGAGAGACAAAGGAGCACUUUUACACGUUGUGGAGGAUGCUGAAGAUAGAUGGUUUAAGUGGUUAGGAAAUUGAUAUUGAUAGGGUGUUGCUAUAGAUAGCGUUUGGACUUGUUACUUCUAAAACUGUCAGCAUCUCGGGAAAUGACAAGGGGCACGACGAUGCAGCGACGAUUUCUACAUCAUGCACAUGGGGCUCCCUGCCGACGCCGAGCUCGACCGCAGGCCGCUCUUCGACGUCUUAUGUUCGUGGUCUGUCCGGUACGAGCAGAGUCGUGCAACUCAACAUGGAGAAUUCUGAGGCCACGAUGGAGAAGGAGAAGAUUUUACGGCAGAAAGAAAGUUCACACGAGCCACUGAAAUAUAUGUCGCGGAGCAAUCAGAGUUCGCUAUGGAAGCGAACAAGAGGAAGCUGCCGACAACUUGGGUGUACCAAACAGCGUCGUGCGCUGCCAGCUACGAAAAGUGGGAGAAGCACGGACUCAGCUUGGUCUAUGCGUCCACUGGGGUCGCAUGGAGUCCCCUUUUGCGCUGUUUCUACAAGGACGCGCAGGAGCUCUUCUUCCGACGCUGGCACAUGCGAACGGGUGGCAACCGAGGCGGCAACGGUGCUGACGACAAGAUGGCUCCCCUAG
Amoebophrya sp. A25 is the source of this 724-nucleotide messenger RNA. The record is from the annotation of a GenBank genome assembly. NCBI's taxonomy places the organism in Eukaryota, Dinophyceae, Syndiniales, Amoebophryaceae.